Molecule: messenger RNA, 783 nt
Organism: Penicillium soppii
Lineage: Eukaryota; Fungi; Ascomycota; Eurotiomycetes; Eurotiales; Aspergillaceae
Product: sulfotransferase family protein
Exons: 1
Coding region: 1-783 (260 amino acids)
Source: RefSeq, a predicted model, not a curated record
AUGCCCCGCUUCCUAACAGACCCUCGCCUCGCCCCAACAACCCCCCAGCCCCUCCUGGUAAUCGGCGCCGGCCUACCACGCACAGCGACAUCCUCCCUGCAAGCCGCCCUAGAACAGCUAGGCUAUAACCCCUGUCUCCACAUGGCACAGAUAAUCCCCCAUGCAGAUCGCCAACAACUCCUCAUAAACGCCUCACGGGAAAAGAACACCGCCAAACGCCAGAAGCAGCUCCACGAACUGGUCGACGGCUACGCCGCCGUCUGCGACAUGCCGGCUAUAUUCUUCCUCUCUGAUCUGCUGGAUAUGUACCCGGACGCCAAGGUCGUCCUGAGUGUGCGUCCGGAUGCGGAGAUAUGGGCGCGCAGCUGUGUAGAUAGUCUCGGGUUCUUUUUUACGGGGAGGUUUUACUGGGUUGGGCUUCUGUGGAAGACGGAUAGAUUGUGGUAUAGGCUCAAUAUGAGAAUUUUGGAGUGGUCCCAGGAGAGGUUUGGGGAGGGUAAUAUUUUCGACCCUGCUUUUGCGGAAAGGUAUAAUGAGGCUGUUAGGGGGGUCGUGGAGGGAAGGGGAGGUGUGGUGCUGGAGUUUAAGGCGGAGGAUGGGUGGGGGCCGCUCUGUGGGUUUCUUGGGAGGGAGGUUCCCGAGGCACAAUUUCCCAGGGUCAACGAGAGGAGGACUUUUGCUGUUAUUAGGGCAGUUUUGGUUGCUAAGGGGUUGAUUGGCUGGGUUUUGCUUGGGGCGUUUGUUUGGUUUGGGUGUAGUUAUAUGGUGGGGCUUUUUGUAUAG